This is a messenger RNA of Arabidopsis lyrata subsp. lyrata, 992 nucleotides long. Its product is annotated as ras-related protein RABA1c. The record is from RefSeq and is a predicted model, not a curated record. Gene Ontology annotation, cellular component: endosome. Lineage: Eukaryota; Viridiplantae; Streptophyta; Magnoliopsida; Brassicales; Brassicaceae. Gene Ontology annotation, molecular function: GTP binding; GTPase activity. The transcript has 2 exons. Bases 181 to 831 code for a protein of 216 amino acids.
CUCGUUUGAUAUUUUCCAAUUCCGCGUCUUUCUUUCUCUGUUGAAAUCGAAAAGAUCUUGCAAGUUUCAAAUCUCAUUAGGGUUUUUCAUUUUGAGAAAAAAAAGGAACCAUUUUUAUCUCUCUGUUUUGUUUUCUCGAAUCUGAAGGAGUAAAGUUAAAAGCUUCGAAGGAGAGAAUCAAUGGCGGGUUACAGAGCAGAUGAUGAAUACGAUUACCUAUUCAAGGUUGUUCUGAUUGGUGAUUCGGGUGUGGGCAAAUCCAAUUUGCUUUCACGAUUCACCAAGAACGAGUUUAGCCUCGAGUCUAAAUCCACGAUCGGCGUUGAGUUCGCGACUCGGAGUUUGAAUGUUGAUGAUAAAGUCAUCAAAGCCCAGAUUUGGGAUACUGCUGGUCAAGAAAGGUACCGAGCCAUCACUAGUGCGUACUAUCGAGGAGCUGUUGGAGCGCUUCUUGUCUACGAUGUGACCCGACACUCAACAUUUGAAAACGUUGAGACAUGGCUGAAAGAACUCAGAAACCACACUGAUCCAAACAUUGUAGUCAUGCUAGUGGGCAACAAAUCUGAUCUCCGUCAUCUCGUGGCUGUUCAGACAGAAGAUGCGAAAUCAUUCGCCGAGAAAGAAUCUCUUUACUUCAUGGAAACCUCAGCUCUCGAAGCCACCAAUGUUGAGAAUGCUUUCGCGGAAGUACUCACUCAGAUUCACCACAUUGUGAGUAAGAAGGCAAUGGAAGCUGCAAGUGAAUCCGCUAAUGUUCCAUCGAAAGGAGACAAAAUCGAUAUCGGUAAAGAUGUUUCCGCUGUGAAGAAAGGUGGAUGCUGCUCAAACUAAUAAGAGAGUAGAAUUAUUGUUAACGACCUGAGGAUCGGUUUUUGUUAACGGUUCCUAUCGAAUAUGAAGAUUGCUUUUAGAUUGAGUUAUGACCAUUUGGUGUAUUUCUGUUACUUAUAUAAAUUUAUCAAUGUUAUUGUUUGAAAAUGCUUUGUCAAAUU